Messenger RNA from Monopterus albus (swamp eel), 563 nucleotides. RefSeq names its product olfactory receptor 52E8-like. Gene Ontology annotation, molecular function: G protein-coupled receptor activity; olfactory receptor activity. The transcript has a single exon. The record is from RefSeq and is a predicted model, not a curated record. Gene Ontology annotation, cellular component: plasma membrane. The annotation marks the transcript as partial. Gene Ontology annotation, biological process: G protein-coupled receptor signaling pathway. NCBI's taxonomy places the organism in Eukaryota, Metazoa, Chordata, Actinopteri, Synbranchiformes, Synbranchidae.
AUGCCAGAAGGAAAUCUUAGCACUGUGACUGAGUUUGUCCUCACUGGAUUCCCUGGACUUCAUCCACAAUACCAUGGCCUUGUCUCAGCCGUACUGUUCUUAGUUUAUUUCUUAACUUUGAUGGGCAAUGCUAUAAUUAUUUUUUUAUUUGUAACCGACUGCAGCCUUCAUAAGCCGGUGUAUUAUAUAAUUCUAAAUCUGACUGUAUGUGACACUCUCUUUAGCACAACCACUUUACCUAAGAUUAUCAGUAAGUACUGGUUUCAUUCAGGGACCAUCUCAUUCACUGCUUGUUUUGUCCAAAUGUACUUUGUUCACUACUUUGGUACAGUGAAUUCCUAUAUUCUCUUCUUAAUGGCUUUAGACAGGUAUUUGGCUAUCUGUCAUUCUCUCAGAUAUUCACUUAUUCUUCAAAAUUCAACAAUCUUUAUUCUCAGUAGUCUUGGAUGGAUUGUUGCUAAGGCAGGUCCUUUAAUGUUAGUUAUUAGGGCGUACCCUCUUCCUUACUGUGCAUCAAACAUAAUCAGUCACUGUUACUGUGAUCAUAUUGGUAUAACUGUUAC